Porites lobata is the source of this 2432-nucleotide messenger RNA. Lineage: Eukaryota; Metazoa; Cnidaria; Anthozoa; Scleractinia; Poritidae. The record is from the annotation of a GenBank genome assembly.
AUCGAUAAUCACUCUUAAAAACAGCACAUCAACAUCGGAUCAUCGUGCGUCCGCCAAUAUAGUCUAGAGCUCAUUGUACCACAGCAGAGAGUCAAAAAGCUCAAAAGGUCGUUUGUGGUUGCAACAGAUCUCCGAACACAGUUCAUCCACCCUCGGGAAAGACAUAACGGAGAUUUCGAAGCGCUCUCUUUUGUUCUGAAAGACUUCUAAGCUUGCAAGAGAAGCACGAGUCCCUCCAGAAUUGCGACUGACACUAUCAGGUUCUUUUAAAGACUUGUUCGUGUAGUGCCCACGGUCUGUAUUUGCUGACGGAACAGGAGUCAAGUUAGUGAUGUAAAGAACUAUGGACAGAGCCAUUGUUGUUGGCGUUACAUUGUUCAUUUUUGUCGCGUUUGCUGUGGCAGGCGACGGAAAUUUGCCCACGCAAAACCGCGCUGAUACAAGGAGGAAUAAAGGUAAAUGGUUUCAAUCUGUUAUUGCAUUUUCGUUUUGUGCACCAGUUAAAAACGCUUGUUCAUCGUGAAAACAAUAUACAGUUAAUAUGAGCGCAUUGCCAACGCAGUGCUGGCCUGAUUCAAAAUUACCAGUCUAACAGUGAAAGGAGAACAAAAGGUAAUGAUUGAUAAAUACUCAAAACUAUUCUUAAGUGAUAAAAGUGACCAACCGUUUUAAAAAAAUGUGUUUCGACUUGAUUUUGUCCCUCGAAAUAAUCUGUUAGUACAAGUGGCUUAUGCAUUGUUACCGAAAAUACAUCAUUGUAUUUGAUACUGACAUUAUUAUAUUUUAUCAAAGAAUAUAUACUGUAUAGCAUCGGGGUGGUUCAAUAACAGCCUCAUUAUUUCGAGAUCAACGAUUAGUGUCAAGGUUUGCUAGCUAGAUUGAUAUCUAGCCGCAACUGUUUUCCCUCAUUUGAGGGGACAGUAGUCACGUUCCGUGUUCACGCAGUGAUUUUUUAAAUUGCCCAAAUGCCUGACAUUUUGACUUGCUCUCUGUUGAGUGAACUUAACGAAAAGUGUCAUUUAUGUGCGUGACUGGGUAGUUAUUCUCAAAAUGAAGCUUGCCUGAGUAUUCUGAAGUUAAAUAACUUGACCACUAAAAAUUUUGUUGAUAUUGUUGUUUUCCUUUGCAUGUCCAAUGUAGACGCGGGGGUGGCAGCUUGCAAUCGUACGAUGUUGUGCUGCAAUUUGGGACGGAAAGCCGUUCGCCUCUCCUAUCCAGCCAUGUACACCUGUAACAUCGAAGCCCUGUCACGAGGUCUAGAACACCACACGUCUGUCAGCCAUAGGCUGAAAUACAGGCUGCCCAGUAACACACAGGACACACAGGCGGGUAGAAUGGAUGCUGCUAAUUCACUUCACACGUCCCUUGGAUUCCGUCGACGUUUGAUGCUGUGCAAGACAAAGGAACCAUCACAAAAACGCUGCUUCGAGGAGUGCUGCAGGAGAAAACUACGGAAAAAUAAAGCAAAAGUGAAAAAUGUUGCUAAUAAGCAGGUUUCUCCAGAUCGCAGCAACUUAAAUAACACAUUUUCGGCUGACUGAACUACAGGAAAGAGAAAGUCGCUGGACUCUGGCCCUAGCGAGUUGAGCAAAACUCUUGCAUGGUUUGGCCAAGUUAGAAAAUUUUGUGUUAAGUUCGUUCUUUGCUCAAUAACAUGGGAUUCUGCAGUAGACAGUAGGAGUGAAACAUUUCUGGCCACGGGCUUAGGCUUCUCUUAUUCCAGUUAAUAUUUGGAACCCAUGUCUCGGGUAAAAAUAUAUGAUUGUCCGGGAGAGUCAGUGUUGUCUUACGCUGUUUUCACGCUAUACUCGGUGGCUUUUCGUGUCGACACGAAACACCACCCGCAUUGUGUGAACACUUAUUCGAUAUGUGACUCUCCACUUUCCCGCCGAAAUCACCGUUCUGAACAUAAAGCCCAUCUGGUAUGGUCUUAGUGCCAACUCAAAGGCUACCUGGUAUAAUUUGAACAUAGUCUUAAAUAUUUGGUACAAGACCCGAGGACAUCAGUGUCUGAUGUUUCAAAAACCUGUGCGGAAGUCGUCACCACUACACUAUGAAUUUGUCCUAAUAAAAAUAAUAACAAUAAUGAAUUUGUAUAGCGGAAAUUCUAUACAAUUUUCAAAUUCGCUUCUCAAAAAAAUCACACAAUGGUCUUCCGCACAGGUUUUUGAGACGUCAGUCAAUGUUACCAACAACGUCCUUUUCAAAAAUUAUCAUUAUCAACAAAAUCAUCAGCAUUAUGAUUAUUUUGAUUAUCAUGUUAUUACGCGGUGUUUCCAGUGACAUAUAAAUUAAGAACAUAUUGAAACAAAUAUAAAGAACCAAUAUUAUCAGUACUGUGACAGUGUAUUUUUAAAGUAGCUGCAUAUUUUGCGGAAAAGGUAAUAUGGGUUGGACACGCUUGUGCACUGACGUGUUUGCAAUUACAACGG